Oncorhynchus keta (chum salmon) is the source of this 4057-nucleotide messenger RNA. It is a transcript of the gene ano7, whose product is annotated as anoctamin 7. Gene Ontology annotation, biological process: chloride transmembrane transport; calcium activated phospholipid scrambling. Gene Ontology annotation, molecular function: protein dimerization activity; chloride channel activity. The transcript is spliced from 24 exons. The coding region runs from base 329 to 3034 and encodes 901 amino acids. NCBI's taxonomy places the organism in Eukaryota, Metazoa, Chordata, Actinopteri, Salmoniformes, Salmonidae. The record is from RefSeq and is a predicted model, not a curated record. Gene Ontology annotation, cellular component: plasma membrane.
UCCUGCCCGGAUGUGUAUGUCUGAGUGCUGUAUCCUGCAGUGCCUCUGGCAGUAGUGACAGUUAGGGAAGUUAGUAACAUCUACUACAGUAAAGGAGUACAGAACAUUAGUUGCUGUUGGAGAGACACCACACGGAUCAAGCCUUAUGGUCUGGAAAGACCACGAACAGAGUAGGACUUCUGAGGAUAUCCUUCCUUCCCAUCUAUAGUAUCUGGACUGAGGAGGGACUCCACCUGUAACGUUGUGAUUGGGAUUAAGUGAAGGCUCUAACCUGGGUGUGCGCCAUAACGGUGAAACUGGAUGAACACAGGCAGCCUACUGAGAGACCAUGAUGAGGAGGGGAGAGGAGCGAGAGGACAUCACCACUCUCAUCGCCAUGACUAACACUGCAGACCACAACUACGGGAGCAUGGAUACUGGGAUGUCUCAGGUCAGCUCUGGGGACAAAAAUGUGUUCAGCGACGGCAUCACUCGCAUUGACUUUGUGUUAGUUUGGGAGGAGAGUUUAGCUGUGUUGAAGGAUGGCACAUUAGAGAAAGAUAAGUCAAGUCACGCCACCCAAGACUCACAUAGGAAGUGGAGGGAAGACUUCCUGUCCAGACUUCAAGCAGCCGGCAUCGACCAGGAGAUGCGGGAAGUUCUUCAAGCUAAGAAGAAAAUCUCCUAUGUGCUCCUGAGCGCCCCCUGGAGUGUCCUUUGCUACUACGCUGAGGAGAUCAGUCUCCGUGUCCCUCUGCAGAUGGUAACCACACCAAACUUCAACUGGUCAGAGAGGAUGCUAGAGAAAAUAAAAAUCCCAAACCUCAUGAGCCAAGACGUGCCCAGCAUGCCCCCGGACUAUUACACCUGCCAGUUUCGCGCCAACAAACUGGAAAGGUUUCUGGGCAGUGAGAAUAAGGAGACGUUCUUCAAGACUACCCAAAGACACCAAGUACUGUAUGAGAUUUUAGCACGGACGCCUUAUGGGGCAUUAAAAAGAGGAGAGGUGGGAAUCGAAAGGCUGCUCAGCGAGAAUGCCUUCUCUGCUGCAUACCCCCUGCAUGAGGGUCCAUUUGAGAUGCCCGGGGGGGAGGCGGUGGACUCUCAGUCCUUGAGCAUGAGGCAGAUCCUCCACCAGUAUUGGGCUCGCUGGGUCAGCUGGAAGAAAUACCAGCCUCUGGACCACAUCCGAGAGUACUAUGGAGAGAAGAUAGCACUGUACUUUGCCUGGCUAGGGUUCUACACAGGCUGGCUGCUCCCAGCAGCUGUGGUCGGAACACUGGUCUUUCUGUUUGGCAUCUGGCUGAUGGUCACUGAUGCGCCAGCGCAGGAGAUCUGUGAGAGCAAGGAGGAGUUUGUCAUGUGUCCUCUGUGCAAAAUCUGCUCCUACUGGAACCUAUCCAGCAUCUGUACCACCUUCAAGGUAGGGCUGUUAUUUGACAAUGGGGGAACGGUAUUCUUCAGUAUUUUCAUGGCUCUAUGGGCUGUCACUUUCCUGGAAUACUGGAAGCGCACCAGUGCAGUGCUGGCCCACCGAUGGGACUGUUCAGAGUUUCAGGAAACUGAGGAGCGCCCAAGGCCAGAGUUCACUGCCACAGCGCCCAUGACCCUGCGGAACCCUGUGACUGGUGCAGAGGAGCCUUACUUCUCAAAGCGACGGCGCUUCAACCGCACCCUGACCGGCGGCAUGGUCAUCAUAAUCAUGGUAUCUGUAGUGCUGAUGUUUGUGGUGGCGAUCAUCGUUUACCGGGUGAUUCUGAGCAUCAUCAUUUACAAAUCUCACAAUGCCUUCUUGAUCUUCUCUGCUGGUCGGAUAGCCAGUCUUACAGGGUCCGUGCUGAACCUUCUGGUGAUCCUCAUGCUCUCCCGGGUCUACAUCUACCUUGCCCAGGUCUUAACGCGUUGGGAGAUGCACCGCACACAGACCAAAUAUGAGGACAUGUUUAUUCUCAAGGUCUUCAUCUUCCAGUUUGUCAACUUCUACUCCUCCCCGGUCUACAUUUCCUUUUUCAAAGGCCGGUUUGUUGGUUACCCUGGCAACUACUACAAGCUAUUGGGAAUACGGAAUGAGGAUUGUGGUGCUGGGGGCUGUCUCAUUGAACUGGCCCAGGAGCUACUGGUCAUCAUGGUGGGCAAACAGGUCAUCAACAACAUUCAGGAGUUUAUCAUGCCAAAACUAAAGUCUUGGUGGCAGAAGCGCAAGAUCCAUCCUAAGGUUAGAGCUGAAGAUGAGAAGGUGAAAGAGGGAGGACCGACACAGGAUGCUGCACCCUGGGAGACCGACUAUGAGCUCCUGCUGUGUGAGGGACUGUUCGAUGAAUAUCUGGAAAUGGUGCUGCAGUUUGGCUUCAUUACCAUCUUUGUGGCGGCAUGUCCACUUGCCCCGCUGUUUGCCCUGAUCAAUAACUGGGUAGAGGUGCGUCUGGACGCACAGAAGUUUGUGUGUCAGUACAGACGGCCCGUAGCAGAGAGGGCUCAGGACAUUGGAAUCUGGCUGGACAUCCUACAAGUCAUCACCUACGUUGCUGUCAUUAGUAAUGCCUUCCUGAUAGCUUUCACUUCUGACUUCCUGCCUCGCCUCUACUACCGCUUCAACAAUGAUGGCAACCUUCAGGGUUAUGUUAACUUCACCCUGGGUACUUCCCCAAGCAACUUUAACGCCAACAACACACAAUGCAGAUAUAGAGGAUACAGGGACAGAAAUGGGCAUUUUCGACCGGAGUACUUCCACCUUCUGGCUUGCCGGCUGGCCUUUGUCAUAAUUUUUGAGCAUGUUGUGUUCUUCAUCGGUCGUUUGAUUGACAUCAUGGUCCCUGAUAUACCUGAGGAUGUGGAGAUCAAAAUUAAGAGAGAGCACUAUAUGGCCAAGGAGGCCCUGGCUGAGAACGAGGCUUUGGGUAAGGUUGUCGUCCUAGUUGAAAAGGAGAAUCUGUCCACUGAGUUGCGACGCAGAGCCAAACCUCAAACUUCCACAGCGUCUCCACCCCGGGAGUGCAACUCACCACCACCCUUACUGAAUCCAAUCCCAGAGGACCCAGACAGAUCACCGCUCUAACCCCUGACCUCCCCAGGCGUCGUUUGGACGCCAGCUCAAGGUCACAUGAUUGAGUGAUGAGAUUUAUUUUUCAGCUCUGUGUUUCUAACAAACUUCAGUGACAUGGACAAGUAUAGUCAUAACUGAAAGACUAAGGAGAAGGCAAAUAACAGGACUAAUCCUUACUCAGGACUGACUGCAGUGAGAUUGAGGCUUUGCAUUGUGCUUACCCAUAUUGAGCAGCAGUAUACCCCCCACUCUAACCAUGCAGCAAAUGUGUGGACUACCUGAGAACUGUGACUAGACUAGUCUUUCGAAUGAAUCGUUAAACGGGAGUCCUGAAUCUGUGGUCAUAGAAAAUUCCAUUGCAGUUAUUGUAAGACUUUGGGGUGAUAACCCCAGUGUCUUGGCCAAAUUCUCAACCUGGCCCCAUUCAAUCAUGACCACCGAUUCAUCCCCCUGAUUCCCAAUUGGCAUAUAUCACUCCUCACCUCUCCACCAUGAUAGCUGAUGUGUGGUGAGUGUUCUGGCACAAAAUGGUUGCUGUGCAUCGCCCAAAUGGGUGCUACACAUUGGUAGUGGAAGAGGUGAGUUCCCCUCUUUAAUAUGUAAAGCACUACACAAAUCCAAUCAAUCAAUUACUACUAGAGAAAUGUGUCUCUUUCGGUGUAGCUGCUCAGUCCUUAACUGAAUAAUAUAAUUACUUUUUUGGGUUGGCAGUGAACUCACUUCAUGUUUCAGGAAUUAUAGUCUUCCAGUUCAGUCCCCCGCAAAUACACUGUAUAUUUACUGUAUGAAGCAGCUUGAAGCGAUAAGCACAUAGACUGGAAUCAACUGAAGUAUUUAUUUAACUAACCCAAUCAUGAUACAUGUGUGUAUAUAUAUAUAAUUUAUGCAAAAAAAGAAACGUCCUCUCACUGUCAACUGUGUUUAUUUUCAACUUAACGUGUAAAUAUUUGUAUGAACAUAACAAGAUUCAACAACUGAGACAUACACUGAACUAUUUCCACAGACAUGUGACUAACAGAAAUUGAAUAAUGUGUC